GUUAUUGCCAAUAUGAGUGCAACACUACCUCGUGGACAUCGUGCUCAAGAAGCAAAUUUAUCUCAUAGUGGUUUAUUACGUACUGCAAGUCAAAGAGAAAAUUUUGCUGAAGGUCAUUUAGCUGUUGAAAGUCAUACUAUAUCACGUCACAAUUUAAGUGGUAAUAAUAAUAUUGGCUCUGGACUUAUUGUCAAUUCUAAUGGGGAUGUAACACCUGGUGGAAAAUAUGGUUUUCAAAUGAUUGAUCUUGGUCAACCAAAACGUGCUCUACUCUCUCGUAUAGACUAUGGUGUACGUACAAUUCAAGGUGCAUGUGAAGAUAUCAAUAAACCGAUUUAUGAAGAUGAAGAAGCAUUAUAUGGUGAUGAUCUAAAUACCAAACGUUGGCGUUCAGAAACAUUAGAACAAGCUCGUGCUGGUGUACUUAGUCAUUUAGGUGCAAUGACAAUGGCUACUGGUCGUCUAAUCUCGGGUAUUGAAGUACCACACAAUCGGGGACGUGAUGGCG
Molecule: messenger RNA, 508 nt
Organism: Schistosoma turkestanicum
Lineage: Eukaryota; Metazoa; Platyhelminthes; Trematoda; Strigeidida; Schistosomatidae
Source: the annotation of a GenBank genome assembly